AUGAGAUUAAUGACGAAAUUUCCAUCACUAUCAUUUGAUUUUGAAUCCUCUCCAUCAUCUGUCACCAUAUCUGUCACUUCAUUCACUUCGUCUGAUGCAAUGUUUGCAGAUGCUGGUGUCGACACCAUCGCCACUACACACAUCAGAUAUUGUGUCAAACACAACAAUACAAUCGCCUUGAUAAUCAUUAUGAAUACAGAUUAA
This is a messenger RNA of Schistosoma mattheei, 204 nucleotides long. The record is from the annotation of a GenBank genome assembly. NCBI's taxonomy places the organism in Eukaryota, Metazoa, Platyhelminthes, Trematoda, Strigeidida, Schistosomatidae.